Bombina bombina (fire-bellied toad) is the source of this 1584-nucleotide messenger RNA. Its product is annotated as vomeronasal type-2 receptor 116-like. The transcript has 4 exons. Gene Ontology annotation, cellular component: membrane. The record is from RefSeq and is a predicted model, not a curated record. Lineage: Eukaryota; Metazoa; Chordata; Amphibia; Anura; Bombinatoridae. The coding region runs from base 1 to 1584 and encodes 527 amino acids. Gene Ontology annotation, biological process: G protein-coupled receptor signaling pathway. Gene Ontology annotation, molecular function: G protein-coupled receptor activity.
AUGGCGGAUCUGUACCUCAACAACCAAUUCCUCACCACUGAGCAGUUCACCAAUAUCUACAACCCAAAUCAGCUUCUUCUAUUCGAGUUCUGGAGGCUCAGGAGUCUUCUGAAAUCUUGGGGAUUCUUGAACCAACACCCCCGAGACCCCACUAUGUGGGAAAAAAGGUGGACCACCAAUAUGAAGAUACCCAGGGCUCUGUCGGUUUCCUACAGAGACCUGAUGAACUCCCCCAUCUUCCAUAGGUCGGCUUACGCCUUAGCCUGGGAAGAUGCUUUUCAAUUUCGAGCAGAGCAAGAUGACUGGGCCAGGGCACUUCAUAGGUAUUUGAAGAAUGUGCAUUUUAUUAGUCCAACAAAUGAAGAAGUGUCAUUUGAUAGAAAUGGGGAUAUGCAUUCAGAGUUCACUAUUUUAAACCGGAUUGUCUACAAAAAUCAGACUCUUCAUGACAUCCAAGUGGGGAUAUUUAAAAACCAUGACUUGUUCCCAGAAUUAGUAAUUAAUGAAAGUUUAAUAAGGUGGAACACUGAUAAUGAAAAGGUACCAAGUUCCAAUUGUAGCAUAAUCUGCAAGCCUGGAUACAGAAAGUCACAAAGAGAAGGGGAACCAUCUUGCUGUUAUGAUUGUAUUUUGUGUCCAGAGGGAGAAAUUUCAAAUCAAACAGAUAUGGAAUUUUGCUUGAAGUGUCCAGAAAACCAAUGGCCUAACACCAAGAAGACCAAAUGCAUCUAUAAAGUCAUUAUUUACCUAUCAUAUACAGAGCCUCUGGGCAAAUCUUUGGUGUCAAUAUCACUUGCAUUUUUAAUUGUUACCUGUUUAGUUACUAUGAUUUUCACUAAAUACCAAAACACACCAAUUGUAAAAGCAAAUAACAAACAUCUCAGCUAUAUACUUUUAUUCUCUCUCAAGAUUUGCUUCCUCUGUACCCUGAUAUUCAUUGGGCAUCCCAAGCAAGUGACAUGUAUUCUUAGACAAGCAGUAUUUGGAAUUGCCUUCACCAUAUCUGUUUCUUCCAUUCUGGCCAAGACAUUGACAGUAAUCAUUGCAUUUAAUGCCACCAGGCCUGAAAGCAGGUUAAGCCAUUGGAUUGGACCCAAAGUGUCUAAGUUUAUAAUCAUAAUUUGCUGUCUUAUUCAAAUAAUAAUAUGUGCUAUUUGGUUAGGAACUGCACCCCCAUUUCCACACCAUAAUAUGAAAUAUAUGACUGGCAAAAUAUUGGAAGAAUGCCACGAAGGAUCACUAAUUGGAUUUUAUUCUGUGCUUGGAUACCUGGGAUUUCUGGCAUUUAUCAGUUUUGUUAUUGCUUUCUUAGCAAAGAACUUACCUGACUUUUUCAAUGAAGCCAGACAUAUAACAUUCAGCAUGCUGGUGUUCUGCAGUGUGUGGAUCUCCUUUAUACCAGCAUAUCAAAGUACUAAUGGGAAGCAGUGUGUGGUAGUGGAAAUUUUUGCUAUUCUUGCUUCAAGUUCUGGACUUCUGGUCUGUAUUUUUAUACCCAAGUGUUAUGUUCUACUUUUAAAACCUGAACAGAACACUAAGGCUUUUAUAACAAAGAGCUUAGACAAAAAUGUAAGAACAACAUGA